This is a messenger RNA of Biomphalaria glabrata, 704 nucleotides long. RefSeq lists its product as uncharacterized. The transcript is spliced from 6 exons. Lineage: Eukaryota; Metazoa; Mollusca; Gastropoda; Planorbidae. Bases 297 to 623 code for a protein of 108 amino acids. The record is from RefSeq and is a predicted model, not a curated record.
CAACUCCCAGAUCUGUGUGACAAGACAAACACUGGACGUUGACUCGGGGAGUUGUGGUCUCAACGAUUUCGUGCUGGACCAAGACAGUUCAUCAAUCUGACAACCUGACCAACAUGUCUCACGUUGACUACAGGAAGUUGUGAUGGUCUGACAUAGGUCACAUAGAGUGUCAAUCAGCGGAAGUAUAAAUUGAGUUGCAGGGAUUUGGGCCAAGCAACACAAGUGACUGAUAUAGAGUUUGUGUUCAAGUCUUAGAUUAGGUAGGAGAGGUACAGAUUGGAAAGUUGAAUUCCAACAUGAUCAAUUCUUUAAUUUUGCUAGCUUUUGGGCUUAUGGUUAGUUCGGUUCUUUGUGACGUCACAGUGAUCCGACCUCUCCCUCUAAGAGCCAGGGGAGUUUACGCAGGCAGGUAUGGCGGUCCAGCUUACAUAGGAGGAGACUGGGAUGACAACGGCUAUGUUUUAGCUGGAGAUCAUGGAAUAAGAGGUCUGAGUGUCCUGCCGCCAUAUUAUGGUGACGGCUACGAUGGUUAUGAUGAUGGUUAUGGUCGUUACAUUGGUGAACGUGGUGGAGUCUUUAGAAGAUAUGAAAGAAGAUUGGUUCAGAGAGUUGGUCGUUAUUGAGCAGCAAGUUAGGAAUUGAGAUCCACUGUUAUUCUAGUUUUAUGUGACGGGUACAUUUGAAAUAAAUUCCUACAAAAAUGA